AAAUAUUAAUGGCAAAAACCAAAUAUUUCCGAGUAUCCUGUCGGAAACGUCACGAGGGAUUUCCGAAGAUUCCUCAAGAUGUUUCAGUCGAAGUGUCCAUGUGGAGUCUUAUCGCAUUGCAUAAUUAAUUCCUCACUACACACUCUACGGUAUUAUUCUAUUCUACCGUUGAAAUACCCUUCGAAUCUUCUCAAUUCUUUGAAAAAAAAGCUUCACUCAAAAUGGCAAAUAGGAGCGAAUCAUUUGGUUUGGACAGAGAAAUCCAAAUGAAGAUUAAUUCUAAAUAUGACGAAGAAAAGGAAAAAGAAGCGAGGCAAUGGAUCGAGUGCGUGAUGGAUGAACGGGUGUUUGAAGAUAAGACUGGACCAGAUGGCGUACAUGACAUCUUGCGGGAUGGAAAAGUGCUUUGUAGACUUGCAAACGCUCUCGGGGGGAACAUCAAAAUCAACGCACAAAGUAUGCCAUUCAAACAGAUGGAAAAUAUUAGUAAAUUUUUAAAAUUUUGCGAAGAAACUCUUGGUGUAGCGAAGUACGAUCUGUUUCAAACUGUGGACUUAUACGAAAAGAGAAAUAUGUGGAACGUGAUAUGCUGCAUAACUGCUGUAGGGCGAAGGGCUUUUGCGAUGGGAAUGGAAGUACCUCCCCUGGGGCCCAAGGAGUCGAAAAAGAAUCCAAGACGUUUCACAGAAGAGCAACUCAACGAAGGCAAAUCUCACAUUAGCCUCCAAAUGGGUGUCGGUUCCUCAGCGGGAGCUACUCAAGCUGGCCAUCACUUUGGGCGUGCCCGUCAAAUCGUCAACAAUUACAAAUAAACUAGGUUGAUAUUUUAUAAGCGAUUUACCAAAAAAUAUAACCAACCAACACACAAAGAAAAACAGAAAAAAGUGAAAACAAAAUUAAGAAGUUAGGUUGGAAAUUCGCUUAAUUUUCAGCGAAAAAAAAAACAACUUUUGAACGUUUCUUUCAGAUACGUUGGUACAUGUCAUGUGAUUGUUUCCCGCCUUUUCCAAUUAUCUUGAUCUUGUUAUUACCGAGUAUGAAAUUUGUAAAGAUGUAAAUAUACGUAAUCUUGACAAAGGAAUGAUCUUUUAAAAAAAAUUCUACGCCAUUAAUUUUAAGAAUGAGAAUGAAUACGUCAUAAAAAGGAAUAAAUAAAUACCAUGUAAACAUUAAGUCUUUA
Molecule: messenger RNA, 1180 nt
Organism: Actinia tenebrosa (Australian red waratah sea anemone)
Lineage: Eukaryota; Metazoa; Cnidaria; Anthozoa; Actiniaria; Actiniidae
Product: muscle-specific protein 20
Biological process (GO): actin filament organization
Cellular component (GO): actin cytoskeleton
Molecular function (GO): actin filament binding
Source: RefSeq, a predicted model, not a curated record